UCCCCGGUUUACUAAAGGUGACCGUGCUCACUCCUCAUUACUUAACGUCUUCAGAUUGAGCGGCGGCGGGAAGACGAGCAUUGCCGCAGAUCUGCCCCGGUGCUCCGGACACACUGCUGUGUCUGCUGGAAAGAAAUCUCACAGUGCUGCCGGAGGGGUGUGUGUACUCUGUGUGUGUAUGUGUGUGUAGGCUAUAUGUGUGUGUUGACAUCUAGUGCCGGAGUGCCGGGAGAAUGUAUGCGCUGCUUCAUGCGCCAACCUCCACUCUUCAUAUAAAGUCUCCACACAUACAGGCGGGUUUCUUUUUUUUCUUCAUCAUCGCGUUUUGGUCAUUUUGUCUCACCUUGCAGACUGACGCUUGAAUGUUGAUACAACGACGCGCAUGCGUUGCUCUCGGAAUAAUUUGUGCAGCCUAAGUUUGCAUCCCAGAGAUCUUGUGGUCAAAGUCGUCGGCAGGAUCCGAGUUAGUGAUGUGGACUACUCUGGACCGCGGAUGCUGGGGAGUCUCGUGCUUGUCCUUGCUGGCGAGUGUGGUCUGCGGGGCGCAAAGCGCUAACGAACCUAGCAACAUGUCCUAUGUAAAAGCCACCGUGGACAAGCUGCUGAAGGGCUAUGACAUCCGUCUGCGGCCUGAUUUUGGAGGCGCCCCUGUGGAUGUAGGCAUGAGCAUAGACAUCGCCAGCAUUGACAUGGUGUCUGAAGUCAACAUGGACUACACCAUCACCAUGUACUUCCAGCAGUCUUGGAGAGACAAGCGCCUCUCCUACACAGGCAUUCCUCUCAAUCUCACCCUGGACAACCGGGUGGCAGACUCGCUGUGGGUCCCUGACACCUACUUCAUUAAUGACAAGAAGUCCUUCGUACAUGGGGUGACGGUGAAGAACCGGAUGAUCAGACUGCAUCCUGAUGGAACUGUGCUCUACGGUCUCAGGAUCACCACGACAGCUGCCUGCAUGAUGGACCUGCGCAGAUACCCACUGGAUGAGCAGAACUGCACCUUGGAGAUUGAGAGCUAUGGAUACACCACUGACGACAUUGAAUUCUACUGGCAGGGAGGAAGCAAUGCAGGCUCAGUUACUGGGGUGGAGAACAUCGAACUGCCCCAGUUCGACAUCAUAGACUACCAAACGCUCUCUAAGAAAGCUGUAUUUGCCACAGGCUCUUAUCCACGUCUGUCCCUGAGCUUUAAGUUGAAGAGGAACAUUGGCUAUUUCAUCCUGCAAACCUACAUGCCCUCCACCCUGAUCACCAUCCUGUCCUGGGUCUCCUUCUGGAUCAACUAUGAUGCCUCGGCUGCCAGAGUAGCCUUAGGUAUAACUACGGUGCUGACCAUGACCACCAUCAAUACCCACCUUAGGGAGACUCUACCCAAGAUCCCCUACGUCAAGGCCAUUGACAUUUACCUUAUGGGUUGCUUUGUCUUUGUCUUUCUGGCCUUGCUGGAGUACGCCUUUGUCAACUACAUCUUCUUCGGUCGAGGUCCUCACCUGCAGAAGAAGGUUGCAGAAAAGGCUGCCAAGUCCAACAACGAGAAUAAGAGCAGACUGGAGAGCAACAAAGUGCAGGUUGAUGCCCAUGGCAACAUCCUCCUGACCAACCUAACCAGCGAGAUGAGUGGAGCAGACAUGAUGGGCGUUCUCAACGACCCUCGGGCUACCAUGUUCUCUUACGACAGCGCCAGCAUACAGUACCGCAAGCCCAUGGCCAGCCGAGACCUGUACGGACGACCGGCCAUCGACCGGCCAAUGGGCCACAAGAAGGGUCGCUUGCGGAGGAGGGCCUCGCAGCUCAAAGUGAAGAUCCCCGACCUCACGGAUGUCAACGCCAUAGACAAGUGGUCCCGUGUCAUCUUCCCAAUUGCAUUCACCUUCUUCAACUUGGUCUACUGGCUUUACUAUGUCAAUUAGGGUGGCGGCGGCGAGCCUGUGCAGAAGCACCAAUGAUAAUGGUUUGAUAGAAAAUCUACCUAGGUCUUGUACAGCGAUGAAAAUGAAGAAGCGUUCAGUCCAUUUGUACAAAUCCUGUUUUGGAAUGAGUAGUACUGGAUGUCUUUACAAUGUACAUACAAUUUAAUAUAUAAUAUAUAAAUAUAUAUAUAUAUAUAUAUAUAUAUAUAUAACAGAGGUAUAAUUUAUUAAAAAUCCUAUCACUUUUGCUGUACUCAUCCAUACAAAAUAGAUAGAUACAAAUAAUGGAAUUUAAGACACAGUAUAGGUAUGUUAUUUCUAAGUUCAAACUUGCCAAAAAGACUUUGGUGACUACGAAGAUACAGGCAAUGAUCUUUCCUUUGUUCUAUCUAUUUUUCUUACCUUCUGUUAUCUCACUUUUUGCAUGUGAAUGGAACACAACCUUUUGUUUGCUUAAGGUAAAAAAAAUAAUUAUAAAAACAAGAGAAAAGGAAUCCCAGUGCAAAACGUGUACAGGAGGUACCUAAAACCUUUUACAUGAUCUUGUGACUGAAGCUAAUCCAACUAAUUAACAGAAGGUGUCUGGUUGAAUUCUACGGAGCCCCUAAAGGAACAUGGGGAAUUAAAAAAAUGUUCUUGCUUGUCGUGAGUACAAGAUACUUUCUGGUGCGCACACAGAUAAUUUUCCCAUGUAUCUCGUGCUCACGAGAAACCAAUCUGAAGACCAGUUAGAAUAGUUGUAGUAGUAGUAGUAGUAGUAGUAGUAGUAGUAGUAGAAAGAAAAGUAUCUCAUGCUUAUGAAAGCACACCAGAAAAAGAAAAUUCCCCAUGCAUGUCCCUUUAGGGGCUCCGUAGCAUUCCAUCGUGAUAAGUUAGUCCUUAUAGUGCGUUCCAUUUGUACUCCAAGGUCGUUUUUUCCGAGGUGAAAGUUGGAAACACGCCCCCUGACCUCGGAUUUCCAAGCUCGGAACUCGGACAACCUCCGAGUAGCCCGAGCUCAAGAUCCAACAUGGAUGCCCUGUGCAUCAACAGUUGUGAAAGCUUUAGUAACAUACAGUUAAUAGCACUUCUGUCAUAUUUGUGUCUCACUAAAUCAGUCCUGUACAACUUCGAUCUGUGGACAUGUUACGUACGUUUGUAUGCACAAAAAACAGCGUAAUGCGACAAUAUUAACUGGUAUUGCUAACAAUGGCUAGAGCUAACCCCACAAUGAGAAAUCCGACUAGUAAAUGGAACGCUUUCAACUCGGGUGUGACGUCAUUCCCAGCUCCUGCUUCCGAGUUCCGAGGUAAAUGGAACGCAUUAUUUGGUUUGGUUAUAAGUUCAGUGCUUUGACUGAGCUCAUUUUUUGUGGAGUUGGGUUGAAAUCCUUCUCUGACAGCCAUCUGUGAGCUAACAAACAUGUCCGAUUGCUUUUCAUGAAUGACAUGUUUUUUUGACAAGUUUCUUUUACAUUUCUGUAACAAAAAAAAAAAAAAAAGCUUUGCAUGGUUCUACUGAGCCACUCUGUAUUAUAAUCAUUAUACUGUAUGCUUUUGAACAAUCAUUGCAUUUAAGGUAAGUACAGGACAGAUGUUAAUUGGAACUCCACUAAUUUCCAAAAAAAAAACAAACAAAUGUAGUCAAAUUUGUACCUACAAUAUUCUCACAGCGUCUGUGAGCAUGUACAAUGUAAUUUUCUUUAAAAGAAAUCAGGUAAAGAAUGACCAAUGAUGUCACCAUGCUUUCAAAAUCACAUUCAAACACUUCAAGCUCUGAUAAAACUCGCUGCUGGUGUUGAAA
This is a messenger RNA of Sander lucioperca (pikeperch), 3689 nucleotides long. RefSeq names its product gamma-aminobutyric acid type A receptor subunit beta1 (gene gabrb1). Gene Ontology annotation, biological process: monoatomic ion transmembrane transport; signal transduction; chemical synaptic transmission. Gene Ontology annotation, cellular component: membrane; synapse; neuron projection. NCBI's taxonomy places the organism in Eukaryota, Metazoa, Chordata, Actinopteri, Perciformes, Percidae. Gene Ontology annotation, molecular function: GABA-A receptor activity; extracellular ligand-gated monoatomic ion channel activity; neurotransmitter receptor activity. The transcript is spliced from 10 exons. Bases 471 to 1907 code for a protein of 478 amino acids. The record is from RefSeq and is a predicted model, not a curated record.